Molecule: messenger RNA, 3957 nt
Organism: Naegleria gruberi
Lineage: Eukaryota; Heterolobosea; Eutetramitea; Acrasida; Naegleriidae
Exons: 1
Coding region: 1-3957 (1318 amino acids)
Source: RefSeq, a predicted model, not a curated record
AUGCAACAAAAGGAGGAAUUUAUUCAUCAUUUGGAUGGCUUGAUGAAUGUGCAGAAUUUGCACGAUCAGGGAAUGACUCCACAAGAUGUUGAUUUAUUAUUGUGGAAGAGAGGUAAAAAAUCAAGUGAAUUGGUGCAUGGCAAGUUGGAGGAGAUGAAGAUGGGUGAACAAGAGAUUGGGCAAUUGAUUGAUCAAUUGUUGGAAUCCAAGUCCGAUGAUCAAGUUAGGGAGAAUAGAAUUGGUGUUAUUUUGGCAAUUGUUUAUGAAUUGAGAAGUGAAAAGUUGAUUCAAUUAAUUACUGAUAGAAAUACUCCUAUUAUGAUUGUUGAUUUGAUUGUUAAGAAUUUGACAAGAAUUUUGAAAGAUCAAGAUGAAUUUAUGAAAUUUUUCAAUGAGAAAUAUGAUAAAUUGAAUGAUCAUGUUAGAAUUAGAAUUGAAAGAUGUGUCAGAAAGACGAAACCAAAGUGGAUUCCACAAUUGUUGAGUACAUUGUUGGAAAGAAAGGCUCCUUCAAGAGAAUGCAUGUGUACUUUGGGACAUUUAGAAUCAAAUCCAGAAAAUGACAUUUUAAUUGUUAAGGUUCUUAAAGAUCUUAAAAUAGAAUUAAAUGACAUGAUGUUCAGUCCAUUAUUUAGAAAACAUACAAAGGCAAUGAGUACUUUUUUGAAAGAUAGAAUUGAAGAAAUAUGUGGAAACAAUCCUCAGAAAGCAGCUCAAUACUUUAACUCGCAAAAAUUACCAGUGUUUCUACUCAAACAGUUUCCUAACUUUGCCUGGGAAUUGAUUUCAAAGUAUUUGGUCAACCCAUUCUUGGAAAACAAGUGUCAGAAAUUGUAUUUGAACAAGUUUUGGUACAUUCCAACAUUUUACACUCAUCCAUCUUUUGUAGAGACGACUGAAAAAAUUAUUUCACUCACCAAAGAUCCUUCCCUCAUUCAUGCACGUCAAUUGGUUAACAGACUAACUAUCAAACAAUUAGCCAAAAUAUUGUUUGCAAUUAUUGAAAGUUUUGGAUAUUCUAGAUCAACCCAUGCCAAACACUUUAUUGGGAUUCUACUCUUUAACAAAGCAAAGCAUUAUGCCAAUAGAAAUGUUCUAUUCGAAAAUAUGUAUUCACUUGGUUUGAAUAAGGAAAAAUUCAUUAAUUGGAUUGUCAAUAAUUGCCAAACAGAUCAAAUACCAAUGAUUUUGAAUAUUCUACCAUGGGAUAUUGCAUCUGCAGUUGCUGAAAGAAUAUAUCAAUUGAGAAAGAAAGAGGUUUUCAAAAAUUCUUCUGAGGAGAGUAUUUAUUGGAAAUACUUUUUCAAUUUGGAUGAUAAUGAUCAAAGAAACCAAUUCAAAAAUGCAUGCUCGAAUCCAGUUGGUGAAGUAAGAGCUUGUGUUUUGAGAGAUUUACUCUUGUGUUCGCUCAUGUCUGGAAAGCAAGUGAGAGAAACUUUAGAAUUUAUUGAAACCAGAAUGAAAAACGAUACAGAGGUUCAAUCCAGAUUAUUCAAUCAAUAUAAUAGAGACAACUCAAUCGAUAGCUUUUUGGGCAUUCAUUUCAAAGAUCAUUCUGAACUAAUUCUCAAUAUUUUAAGCAAGGUAAACUCGUACUCUGCUUCUUCAAUUUAUCAGGCUCUUAUUUCUCAAAAUAUGACUAAUGUAGAAAUUUUGAAGAGAAUUAUUAUUUCAAUGGAGAAGACUUCGAAUUCUUCGUCUAGAGCAGUUAGUUUCAGAAAGGAAGUUCACCAAGAGUUGAUGAAUCAUUUCAAGCCAACUUUGGAGGAAAUGGCAAGAAAUGGCUCAUAUGAAUUGAUUAGUUUCUUAUUCGAGUCAAUUGAAAAUCCAGUUAAAUAUGAUUAUAUCAACGAGUUUGUUGCUAAUUACAUUGAGAAUGUAAUCCCUGAAACCACUUCUAAUAUUCCUCCAAAGCUUCUCAAAGGACUUGUUGAGGUUUAUCUCAAAUCGGAUCCAAAGAAUAUUUCCAAGAGAGUUAAAGUCAUUCUUGACAAGUAUCCUCUUUCAUUUCAAUUAUCUGUUGUACAGAGAGCACUCUUAGAUAAGAGAAAUAUUCCAGAUCCAGAACUUGUCUCCAAAUUCUUACCAGAUCACGUUCUCGAAUUUGAAGAGUUGAACUUGUCAUUGAGUAGUCAAUCUCCACUUGUAUGGAAACCUGAAGUAUUGAGUUCUCUCCAUCUCGAAACAUUUGCUCCUAAACAAUUGUUACAAUCCUUCUCUACCUAUUACAAGGAUUAUCUGUUUAAGGUUUGUAGAACUGGAGAAAUUAGUAAUUUCUACUGUUCUAGGUAUUCAGAGUUUUCAGAGAGGAAACAAACUCUACUAAUCCUUCCAAAGCUUCUCUAUGAAAGACCAAUGUUGGAUGACUUGGUUCAAUUCAUUGAUGAGAAGAUUCUCUCUAACAUUUCCUUGGAGAAUGUGGUUCCAACCAUGGGUAGAGGAAGAGGCAGAGGCAGAGGCAGAGGAGGAGGUAGAAUGAGUGCACCAAGAAGUGUACCAAGACAACCUCGUGCUAUUGAAUUGAAUGUAGAAGAUGCUGCUGUUAAAUCUUUGGCCAAACUUGUGAGAACUAAUUCUCAACAUCCACUUGAACAUUUAGAUUGGAUUCUCGAAAAUAUUACCUCUGAAAAUGUAAUGUAUUUCUACUCGGCUCUGAACAGAUUAUCAAAACAUGAACCAGGAUUCGUAAGGAAAUUUAUUGAAAUUUUAAAAGGAAAGUUUAGUUCAGGACCAAAGGAGAAUUUCACAAUUUCAAUUCAAAAGGUUUUCAUUUGCUUUUUCAAGCAACAUGCAGAAUUUUCUGGUAACCAUCCUCUCGUCAAUGAAAUUGCUGACUUUUUGUUACAUCUUUGGGAUUUGAAACUUCAUAAGGAUGUUCAAGUUGCAAUUGUUCAAACAGCCAAAAAAAUCAUUUCCAAAGCAAAAGAAUAUGAUCUCUAUGCAAAACUUGAAAGAUUGUUCAAGGAUGCUGCCACUCAUGAAUAUCAAGCCGUUGUGGAAGAGCUGGCAUUGUAUGUUCCAACUUUGAAUGAGAAAAUAGCUCAAGACUUUUUCACAUUGAGUUUGCAAGCAUUGCAACAUAAGGAUUCUGGUAAUUCUCAAUCAAAAGUAUGGCACCGUAUCUCUCAAGCAGUUCUUAGUCUUGAUAUGAGAGCUUUUAGUAAUUCAUUUGAUGCAAUGUCUCUUUUCAAUUCCUAUCUCAUUGAUGCCUUGCUUUUAUUCGGUGCUUCUAAGGACACUUCCGUUACUGAUAUUGCUAUUGCUACUAUUACAACUCAAUUAUUGGAAAACACAAAGCAAGUGAGCGAACUGUUAUUGGAAAAGAUUGUAAAACCACUGUUCACAGAUGACAAACUCAAGACACUUAAUCUAGAAUUUGAUAGACCAAUUUCUACAAGAUUACAAUAUUUGGCAAAGCAAAUUGCAACAACAAUAACUGGAACUUAUUCAACCAUUUCAGAAGAAACCUUGAACGAUAUUCAACAGUUAAUCUUGGAUUGGAUUGGAUUGACUAAAACAUUGGAAGAAAGAAUUUCACACGCCUGCCUUGUUUCCAGUAUUACAAAUUGGUCAAAUAAGGAUUCGAUUAUCGAAAACAGUAUCAAGAGAGUCGCUAAUUUAUUUGUUGACAUGCCAGAUUUGAAAAUUGCUGGUUUGACAACUUUAUGUCACAAUUCCAGUCUUUUCAUUCUCACAAAUGAACACUCUGACAGCACCACCCAAGCUGUUUCUCAUAUUCUCCAAAACCAUAGUCAAUACUCUCAAGAUGAAUUAAUUCUAGCAGUCGCUCUUCUUAAAUUAAUUCCAGUCAAUCCAGAUAUUGAAAAUCUAAUGAAAAUCAUCAACAAUCUUACACCAACCUAUCCACUUCUUGCCAUCACAUACUUUAUCAAAACUGAAAGUGAUCAAGAUAAAGGAAAGAAUCAACGAUUCCCUUUCAGAAGACAUGGUUAUUAA